Messenger RNA from Exaiptasia diaphana, 1052 nucleotides. RefSeq lists its product as uncharacterized. Gene Ontology annotation, molecular function: cell-cell adhesion mediator activity. Gene Ontology annotation, cellular component: axon; plasma membrane. Gene Ontology annotation, biological process: homophilic cell-cell adhesion; dendrite self-avoidance; axon guidance. NCBI's taxonomy places the organism in Eukaryota, Metazoa, Cnidaria, Anthozoa, Actiniaria, Aiptasiidae. The record is from RefSeq and is a predicted model, not a curated record. Bases 48 to 1052 code for a protein of 334 amino acids. The transcript is spliced from 3 exons.
GUGAACAAGUCAGUCACAAGCUAGUCACAAAAUGACUGUGGCUUAAUAUGGGGUCAAACUCCCGACUGCUGGUAAUCAGAAAGCUGMUAUUUCGUUAUCAUAUCAGCUUCAAUGCUGCUGAUUCAACUCGUCCGUUCAUCCGAAUAAUGAACUUAUUUUUACACUCUAAGAUUAGAUUUCUUCAAGUAACUGCAGUCAAUGUCAAGUUUAUUGUAAWAUCAAUAAUGGCUCGUGGAUUGCAUGCUGGUAUGUACAGUUGUUUUGUUCUCUUCCUGCUAGUUCAAUCUUCAGACGAAGCGGUUCGAUUCACGAAGCAUCCUGUAAGCAAAUUAUAUGUCCUUAAAGGCCAUACUGCUAAGUUUACAUGGKACUACCAUGUUGACAAUAUUAACAAAGAGUUCGAUUUACAAUCACCAAGAUGGUAUUACCAGACCGACCGCUUUUUCAUUGGUUAUGGUGACGCAUUUGAUGGACGUAGAUUUAAGAUCAACUCAAACACUUGUCCAGCUCGAUUACGAACACCUACAGUACGAGUGAGUGUGSAGGGUAAWGCUACUUUGGUCAUCACDAAUGURACWYUGGCUGAUUCUGGUACAUAUGUAUGCAGACUGUUUUUAUCCAGUGGUCGUUUAAGUUCAAUGCCAACAAGUAAAACUCAACUGAUUGUUGAAGUGGCUCGAUUCACCAACGUUCCUGCUAACAAACUGUACGUAGUGAAAGGUAAAACUGUUAAGUUUACAUGGGACUACCAGGCUGAGAAUAUCAACACAGAGUUCGAUUCACAAUCACCAAGAUGGUACUUCCAUAACUACAGUUAUAUGAUUGGAUAUGCCGACGCAUAUGAUGGACGUAGAUUUAAGAUCGGUCACACCUGUCCAGCUCGUUUACGAACACCUACAGUACGAGUGAGUUUGGAGGAUAAAGCUACUUUGGUCAUCAAAAAUGUAGCCCUGACUGAUUCUGGUACAUAUGAAUGUCUCCUGUUCUUACUCUCUGGUUCUUUACAUUCGAUGCCAACAAGUCAAGUAGAACUGAUCGUUACAGGUAAAUAA